GGAAUGGGAUCACGAAUCGUUAGUUUUGGUUUAUCUCAAAUGUGUGUCUGCGUCGAGUUUAUUGAUUUUCAAAAAGGAUGGCGGCUUUACAUAUGUUCCGAAUGAGAUUGUGUUUUACCUUCUUAUUCGUAUUUGAUUUGACAUGCUGCGAAGUCAAAAAGUACCCAUUAUUAAUGCCCGAUGUUUACCCAAACAGAGACGAACUUUACCUGUGCACACCGGUGAGAAUCGUCAACGAGAAGAGUUUCUACAUAGUCGGUUUUGAGCCCAAUGCAACCAUGAAUGUAGCCCAUCACAUGUUGCUGUUCGGCUGCAACGUACCAGGCGCCACAGACGAUAUAUGGGAUUGCGGCGAGAUGGCUGUGUCCGAUUCCGGUGGCAAUUUGAAGAAGGCCAGUCCCUGCAAAGAUGUGAAUCACGUGAUAUACGCUUGGGCGAGGGACGCCAAGACUCUCGAGUUGCCUGAAGACGUUGGAUUUCAAGUCGGACAAGGAACUGAUAUACAUUAUUUGGUUCUUCAAAUUCACUAUUCUAAAAAAUUUGAAGUCGGGCGCACGGAUAAUUCAGGAUUAUUUUUAAUGUACACUGAAGAACCUCAAAAUAAGCUAGCUGGUGUCUUGCUUUUGGGCGUCGGAGGAUUAAUUCCUCCCAAGAGCACGACCUAUAUGGAAACAGCGUGUCAGAUCCUCGAAGAAAAGGUCAUUCAUCCAUUCGCAUAUCGAACUCAUACACAUUCUUUAGGAAGGGUGGUUUCUGGAUACAGCAUUAGAAGAGACUCGAACGGUUUGGACCAUUGGAGUUUAAUAGGCAAAAGAGAUCCUCUAACACCCCAGAUGUUUUACCCAGUAUUCGACAAGACUCCCAUCACAUACGGAGACCGGGUGGCUGCAAGGUGUACAAUGGAUAGUUCAUCGAGAGACAGAAUCACGAAAGUGGGCGCGACGAAAAACGAUGAAAUGUGUAACCUUUACAUCAUGUAUUACGUGGAAAACGGUACGCCUUUGCAAAUGAAAUAUUGCACGACUGAAGGUCCGCCCUAUUAUCAUUGGAGCAAUUCCUAUAAUGAUUUGAAUAAUAUACCUGACGUCGAAGCGUCAACGCUGGAUUAAACUUAGAUGAAACGACCAAGACUUCCCGCCUGCAUAUGUUUAUGAGACGUACUUAAUCUAUUGUUGUUUAUUAAUAUUUUUAUAACCAGUUUUUUUUCACCACACAUACACAUACACUCUAUUAAAAUGCAACUAAUAUAUUACAUAAUCGUAUUCUAUUCGGAAUUAACAUAAACGUCAAUUCUAAACGUCUAUUAGAGUUUUAAUAACUUUUAAGAAUGUAAGGUGAAUAUUCCGACAAUAGCAAAAAGUACAUUCACUUUAUAUUCAUAGGUAAAUCUUAUAAAUGUGACUUUUAUUUUGUGCGGUGUUUGUGUUUGUGUGUGUGUAUGCGUAUUGAUCAAUCCAUAUUCUCUAUAUCUUUAUAGGCUGUAGUUUAUCAAGCGAAUAUGCCAGAUUAGCGCACUUACUGAUUUGCACGUAGUGUGUUAAUUUUUAAUCAGAACAAUUCAAUCAAAUUGAUUGCGAGCGAUAUUUUGUAAUUGUCAAUUAGCAAAUUUUCUUUGCGUAUCUCUCUGUUCGCGCUAUUAGAACUUUUCGCGUUAAAUUUGUCUGUUCGAAUUGCACAAAAUGGUGUCGAUUCUGUUACCGUGAAUACCCGAUACUUGAACCAGAAUUAACUGAACAGCUGAUGCUAAUUUUUAGCAAGAAAUUCGGGUUUUACGGUAACAAUGCUACCUCGCAACGAUUACAAUAUUGUAAAGUAAAUUUUACUAUUCACUGUUCGCCGACUUGUGUAAGUGAUGUCAAUUAUUUUGUUCAAUUUCUCGUUGUAUUUUCCCGGUGAAAAUCGUUUGAGUGUAAAUAUUAAACGUAUACAAGUUUAUUUUCAUCACAGUAAAUGAGAUUAAAAAGCGGUACAUUGUGUAAAUUUCUUACAUAAGUACGUAGGUGUUAUGUGUAUUCACAAAAUAAGAAUUCUGUUUGAUGGUUUAUUAGAGAUGUUUAUUAAUUAAUGUAGUAAUUUAAUUGUUAGGGAACAUUUGUUUUUAAUUGUUUUUAAUUCAUAUGCAAAAGCAGCUUUCUAUUAUCAUUCAGGGAAUUUAAAAAUCAUAUCAGGAGCAAACUGUCUUGCGUUAACUUUCUAUGCUGUGAAAUGUUUUAGUCAAUUUGUACUAAUUUAUAUUUAUAGAAGAGAGAAUAUAGAUGAAAUGAUAUGAAACAGUAUUAAAUAUUAUAUUUUUGUUUAAAAGGAGCACUUAAAUGAUUGUAUUGCACUAUUUAUGACAACCAAAGUGUAUUUUAGAUUUAUAAACUAUUUAUAGUUUUUGUAUCACUGAAAUAUUGGGAAUACCCUGUAUAUCAACAAUCACUAACGUACAGGAUCAGUCAACAAAACGUUGAUUUCUUUUUGUUAUAAAUCAAUUAUUUAAAUUAGAAAUUUUAUUGUUCCUAAAUUUUGGAAAAAGAUUAUAAGAAUUUUUAAUAAUUUUGGAAAAUGCCAAUUCGUUGACUCACCCUGUAUGCGCGUCAUUAGUGAAUGCGUCGCGUUUCCAUGGCGAUUCGUAGCCAAACAAAGAACCAUCAACUUUGUAGGGUAAUAUGAAUUUUAAUGUGAUUAAUAUUCGUUCAUUUUACUUUGCCUUUUUAUUCCACUUUUUGAUCACAAUACAAAUUAUUUUUAACAUGUUUGUUGCAGGAAAACUAUAAAUAGCAAAGUAAUUAAAUCCUACAAGUUGUAUUUACAACAUCGCGACGGCUUAUUAAUUUAUUUUCGCAAUUACUUCAGUGAUACAUUCUAAUCAAAAACAAAAACGUAUAUUAGAAUUAGAAAAAUUUAUUGUACAUAAGAUUAUAUUAUAUUUUUAAUUGGAAUAAUAUUAU
Phyllotreta striolata is the source of this 2933-nucleotide messenger RNA. NCBI's taxonomy places the organism in Eukaryota, Metazoa, Arthropoda, Insecta, Coleoptera, Chrysomelidae. The record is from the annotation of a GenBank genome assembly.